Molecule: messenger RNA, 4649 nt
Organism: Wyeomyia smithii (pitcher-plant mosquito)
Lineage: Eukaryota; Metazoa; Arthropoda; Insecta; Diptera; Culicidae
Product: calphotin-like
Exons: 6
Coding region: 890-3931 (1013 amino acids)
Source: RefSeq, a predicted model, not a curated record
AUAACUGAUUGUGCAGUAUACCUGUUAUAAACCGCAGCACUAACAAGUGCCAAAAAUUUGAAACGGGAAAUUUGAGCUUCUUUAUACAUUCAUUUGUUCAUAAUGGCCUCUCGCUAGGAUCUCUCUCGAUCAGGAAGAUCCCACUUUGCAGAAUCAGACACGGACAGACACGGGGCAAUUCAUGUGGUGCGGUGUAUGUUGCCGACUCCUAGGCCGACUCCUAUAUUUGUAUGAUACGUCGACGUGGGAGAAAGCGAGAUAGCGCAACGGCCAGCAAGAGAGCUGGAGAGAGUGAGAGCUAAUGCUAAAAAGUGUGACGACGCCCAAAACAUACAUUUCGGUCAGUGCUCAUUGUGUGUUCGUUUGCGCGCUCCCUUUGUGCAGAUUUUGCAAGCUACUCCGGUGAAGAGAUAGUAUUCUUGAUUCCCUCACCCCUUACUUCUUGUUGUUUAUUUCUCAAUAGCAGUUUUCGAUUUUGUGGAUAUUCGGAGCAUACCUGAACCUUCCCAUAGUUUCGCAUGAGCUGAGAGUGUAUGUGUGUGUGCAAAAAAGCAGAACAGGAAAAAGAUACCAGUGGCAACAAAAAAUAAGAGUUGAAAAUCUUUAAAGUUCUCUGAACUACAGUGUCAGACAACGACAAGCAACUCGAGACUGCGAAAGCCUGAAAAAAGUGAUUUUAAAUUUUGAACAACUGAGUAGCAGCAGCAGUCAACUGAACUUCUGUGGAUAUCAAAUAAUAUUUAUUGCAAGCCUUGACUUUUUGGCGUUUUUGUAUCAUCAACGACAAAGCUAAAGCAACGAAAUCAACCCGGAGAACGAAUCGAAUAUCCAUCAUCUGCGAGUUUUAAUUAUAGGUUCUAAAUAAAGCAGCACGUAGCCUCCAGAAGCCAUGGGUAAAGCACAGAGUAAGCGUUCGGUCGACAUAACCACAGAUCCGGCCAAGGACGGCGGAAUCACAGAGGGUACCGGUAAGCUAGAGAAAAUUGAAGAUGUUGAUCAGCUCAAAUCACAGGCCAACGGCGAUGCACAGCACAACGAAGGCGACACGGAAAAGAAGGUAGAAUCAGACGCGGCCGAAAACGAGAAGGAUACCAACACAGAGAAAGGAAAAAAGGAUGGCGCCGGGGACGCCACAGCAAUAGAAACAGCCGCAGUCGCCACCAGCUCCCCAACGGCUGCAUCAGACAAAGUUGUCGGCGUUGAAUCGCCAGACUCGGACGCGGCCAACAAAACGCUGGAGAACGGUAGCAACGACGAUACACUGAACGACAGCAAGGCCGCGGCGGACGACAGCAAUAAAAAGCCGAAAAGGGUAAAAAAGAAAUGGUCCUUCCGGUCGAUCUCGUUCAGCAAGAAGGACAAACAGAAGCCCGCCAAGAAGGAGAAAGCCGACGAAGAGAAGGUGAAUGGCGAGUGCGAGAAAGUUCCUGAAGAAGGGCCAGCUGAAGAUGCUGCUACCGCUGCGGCCCCAGCGGCGACUGACGAAAAGAAAACCGAAGCGGAAGUUGCCGCUGCCCCCGUGAAAUCUGUUGAAGAAUCUGUUGCUGAAGCUACCGUCGCAUCACCCGUCCAAGAGACUGCACCUGCCACCGCGGAAACCACGCCAGCCACCGAAACUGCUCCGGCUCAGAACGGCAAACCUGAAGAGAAGGAAACAGCAUCCGUUGUUGUGGAAGCCCCCGCUGUCGCUGCCGCCGCCGCCCCGGAAUCUGAGACAGUACCCGAGCCUGUAAAGGAAGCCGAACCAGCGCCGGUUGUCGUUGCAGAGAAGGUGGCCGAACCGGUAGCCGUUGUUGAGGUAAACAAAGCAAAUGAAGAACAGACCCAGUCGGCUGUCGUGCCGCCGGUGGAAACACCCGCCGCUAUUCAAACUGAAACCAAAUCCGAUAAUAUUGUUGUUGAACAAGAGAAACCAGUAUCCGUAGAGAGCGACAAACCGUCAGUGGAGGCGGCAGGUGCUCCGGCGGCGACGGAGGUUGCGCCGGAAGUAACCGAAGUCGUUGCCGUAGAGACCGCUUCUGCUGCACCGGUUGUUGUCGAAAGUGGUGAUAGCACGCCUCCACCUCCUCUGCCCUCCAAUCCCCCUCCCUCUCAGGUGAUGGCAUUCGUAGAAGCUUCCAUGUCCCAGGCCACUAGUGAACCCGAACCCGACUCCCUUAAUUCGAUCCCGGAAACGUCCUCGGUUGUCCUGCCGGAACAGGAAGGGGAACAGAAGAAGGCAGAAGAACAGGUCGUGGUAGAAGAACAAAAGAAGACAGAAGAAGUCCAGGUUGUUAGUCCAGUUGAGGCAGCCGUAGUUGCCAAACAGAAGCCAGCAGAAGAAAUUUGUGUAGCUCCAGUCGAAGAACCAGUUGUGGAGAAGGUCGAAACCAAGUCUGUUGAAGCCGCUCCUGUUGCUGCCGUAGUAGAGGAAAAGGUUGUUGAAAAAGUUGCUGAAAACGUAGAAGCCGCACCAAGUGUGACUGAAGUGAAGGAAGCAGCUACCGAAGCUGUGGAGCAAAUUUUGAACAAAGCUGUCGACAAGGUUGAAGUAGAGGCUGAAGCCAAGAUCGAGGAGCCACAGAAGCCUACCGAGGAGCCAAAGGUUGUCGAAUCAUCCCCAGUAGCAGCUGAAGCUCCAAAAGAGGAAGUAGUAUCUGAACCAAAAGAGGAAGCAGUGUCUAAACCGAAAGUGGAGCAGCCUGCACAGGUGGUAGCUGAACCAGCAGAGGAAAAGAAAGAAAUUGUUGUAGAGGCAGUUAUUCCGGAACCAGUUGCAGCGGAACCUACAGUAACGGAGCCAGCUGUUCCUGAACCAGUUGCCACAGAACCCGCUGCUUCAGAACCAGCCACCGCAGAGCCUGCUGCUCCUGAACCAGUCACCGUAGAACCCGCUGCUCCUGAACCAGUUGCCGCAGAGCCUGCAGCUCCUGAACCACUCCCAGUUGAGCCAGCCGUUCCAGAACCAGUAGCAGUUGCGGAAGCACCCGUUGUUGAGCCCGUUGUUGUCGCAGUAGAGGCUAAAGUAGAAGAAAGCAUCCCAGCCGUUUCAGAAGAGAAACCGAUUGAACCUGCACCAGUGAAGGAAUCUAUUCCGGAAGCUGAUGAAGUAAGCAACACAACCGACGAUCUGCCUCCACCACCACCACCAGCUACCGAUGAUGAACCGGUGCCAGAUUCACUUCCCUCUCCGUUGCCAACAAUCACCGCUGCCGCCCCAGGUGACGCGACUGCCGAUGAACAGAAUCUCUCCGUAGAUAUUUCCUCUCCACUCCCACAGAAUUCGCUUGAAUCGCUUCCAUCACCGCCUACUUUGUCCCAAAGUGACGCCAUGAGCUUACCUCCCCCGCCAGAAUCCCCUGCGGCCACCACACCUACUUCGUUGGAAUCUACCGAGCAAUCUCUUCCUGCUGCCCCCACGUCCGAACAAGCCGCAGAGGUUGUUGCUCCGGCUGUCACAGAACCAGAACCAGUCAAAGAACCGGCCCCAGUAGUAUCAGAGGAAAAACCAGUAGAAGCAGUCAAGGCGGAAACCGUGCCCGCGGCAGAAGUUACUGAAGUAGUGAUCCCAGCAGAGCAAACGACUAAGGAAGCACCUGUCUCGGAACCGGCGGCGGCGGCGGAAGAGGCAACAGAGAAAACAGAAAGCAAUAAGGAAGAAAAAGUUACUGAGCAAAAAGAACAGGAAGAGACUGCAGCGCCGGUAUCGGCACCAGCACAGCCAGUGCAGAAGCAGAAACCGGUGGAGGCAACAGAGCAGCUAGUAGUCAAAAAGCAGCAGAACGGAACCGCUACGGAGAAUGGCACAGUCGAGAACGGACAGAAUGGUGUGCACGAGACGUCCGCUACAGAGAGCCUGAAUGGCGACGGCGAUCACAAAAAGGAGGAAAAAAUUCCAGAGAAGGCAGCUCAGUUUCAGCAACCUGCGCCAGCAGAAAUCACAGCUGAAUAAAUUUAUUGAUUAUUAUUAAUGAUUAAUUAAAUAUAAUCGUAAAAUGAAACACUGUGGAGUAAUAAAGAAAAAGAGCAAAUAACAACUUCCGAUAGAAGUAGCAUCAGCAAGCAAAUACUACAUCAUUGUUUUAGGGUUGUUCAAAAAAAAAAAAAAAAGAAUGCUGACACAGUGAUUAAUGAUGCAUCCACACAAUUGACGACAGUCAAUUGACGACAGUGCAGAACAGAAACGAACACACCACAAAAAAAGCAUCAAAACUUUGCAGCGCAGAAGUAUAAGGGAUUUUUUUUUACAUAUUUUUAAAAUCUUUCAAGUUAUAUUAUAAUUAAUUUUAUAAAAAUAUUUAAAAACUUCAUAAACACAACAAUCAUUGCAAGACAAGAAUGCUAAAAAGAUUCAAUUGGUAAACGCGCCGAAACGGGAUGAGCAUGAACACAUACACCAUCGUGCGGUCGUCUUCGGAAUCCGGCAAAUCUUUUGUUUGAUAAAUUGUGAAGUUAAGGGAAAGGAAACCAGCAAACACUACAGGCAAAUUAUAGAUUUCGCAAACAAAAAAUCGGAAACACAGAAGUCGAUACCCUGGCUGCAAGCACGAAAUUUAUUGAUAAUUAUUACUGAAUGUCCAUAAAUGCAUUGUCCACUUUUUUCAUCAUGGAAAAAGAAAAACGUGAGCAAAUAAAAAAAUAUGAAUAAACAACAAUAAAAAAACUAAAAA